AUCAACUUUCACCCAAACCCAUUAUUCUCCCGUUCUUCGUUACCCGCGAUUGACGCUUCGUUACCCGCGAUCGACGCCUUGAGAACCCAAUCGUCGCCGAAGGAUAUUACGAAUAAAUAUAAUGGCUCAGAUCCUCAUUCCCACAUCCCUAAUUUCCAAAUCAAACCAUCGUCUAAUCCCCCGGCGACGACUGAUCCCUACGCUGCGAAAAGCGUUUGGCGUCACUGGAGACGAAGGUCGUCGGUCGUCGGCGUCCCUAUAGAGAUUACAACUUGAGGGGAUGGGCAUAAAGAAAAUCCAGGAGAAAGUUUUAGAAAUGAAUGGUCUGAUUUUGAUGGGAGUGAACGUGUGACAGAAUUCCCCAUGAUGGCGAUUGUGAAACGAACAGCAAGAAAAAGAACAUUAUCAUUCUGGGGAAGGGAUGGUCAUCAAAUUAGGCUCGCAUUCCCCUAUCGCAAACCUUCCAAGCUAGAGUAUAUGACACAUAAGUUCAAAAGAAAUGAUAAAAAUCUGAUAGCAGCUUUCAAAGACAACUUAGAUUUGAACCAGGAGUCAACAUGUCAAGAAUAUUUCACUAAUGAAGCUGAAUCUUCCAAAAAGAAAGUUCAUCUUGAUAAUGUCUCUUUAUCUGUCACUUGUGACAAUACAGAAGUUGAAAUUUGUUCCUCGGAUAACAUUACACCUUGCAAGAGAAAUUUGUUCGAAUCUGAUGUCGAGCAAUCUGUUUCAGUGGACUUGAUCUCUCCGCAAAUGUCAAGCAACAAAAGGGAAAAACUUAUCAAAAUUGAAAAAGAUAAUUACUAGAUUCUACGUAGAGUAGAAGCUACAUUUUGAAGGGAAAAACCUAUCUGAUUUUUGAUGUAUGAAACUUAUAUUUAGUAUUCUUGUAUGAACACAUAUUUAGUAA
Molecule: messenger RNA, 907 nt
Organism: Asparagus officinalis (garden asparagus)
Lineage: Eukaryota; Viridiplantae; Streptophyta; Magnoliopsida; Asparagales; Asparagaceae
Exons: 5
Coding region: 364-804 (146 amino acids)
Source: RefSeq, a predicted model, not a curated record